Molecule: messenger RNA, 723 nt
Organism: Aspergillus fischeri NRRL 181
Lineage: Eukaryota; Fungi; Ascomycota; Eurotiomycetes; Eurotiales; Aspergillaceae
Gene: gliG
Product: glutathione S-transferase gliG
Exons: 3
Coding region: 1-723 (240 amino acids)
Source: RefSeq, a predicted model, not a curated record
AUGUCCGAACGACCCUCCGAUCUUGUAGUAAACAGGCUGGUGCUUUUCGUGGUCAAAGGCACCGCCACGUCCACGCACAACACCGUCAAACCGUUGAUCCUACUCGAAGAGCUCGGACUUCCUCAUGAUAUCUACGUCGUCGAAAAGGUGUCUGCCCCCUGGUUCAGCGAGAUCAAUCCUCACAAGAUGGUGCCCGCCAUCUUGGACCGCUCCCCCGACGGCCAGGACACCCUCCGCGCCUGGGAAUCGACCUCCACCCUGAUGUACAUUGCCGAUGCAUACGACAAAGACGGGACCUUCGGCGGACGCAACGUGCAGGAGAGGUCUGAAAUCAACAACUGGUUGACUCUGCAUACGGCGGCUCUGGGGCCAACGGCCAAGUACUGGCUGUAUUUUUAUAAGCUGCAUCCGGAGAAGUUGCCCAAAACUAUUGAAAAACUGCGCAGCAACAUUACGGUGCAAUAUGAUAUUCUGGAACGUCGGCUCAAUGAACCCGGCCAGCAGUACCUGGCUCUGAAGGACCGACCGACCAUUGCGGAUAUCGCCACCUUGCCCUUUGCCAUGAAAUCCACGGCGGAACUGUUUGGUCUGGAGUUUGAGAGAUGGCCAAAGCUGCAGGAGUGGUCGGUUCGCAUGAGUGAACGUGAGGCCGUCAAACGGGCAUGGCAGCGCGUCGCCGGUUUUGGACACGGCGAGAAGGAGUAUGGAAUGUUAGAGGCGUGA